UUGAAGGCCCUGACAGGAAGUGGUUCUUGUUCGUUGGUGUGUGAUUGACAGCGGGGGGAGCAGAUAUUUCAUGGCGGAGCUCGAACUGGUGUCUGGAGGUUUCUGGUGUCGGAGCAGACAUGUUGUUCAGUCCCACGGGAGUCAGCGAGUGUUUGAGGGAAUGGGAGGAUUUAGAGAAGGACUACCAGCAAAUCCAGGACACCCAUCGUCUUUAUAAACAGAAGCUUGAGGAAGUGACCAAGCUGCAGGUCAGCUGUUCUGGUGCCAUCUCCCGUCAGAAGAAGAAGCUGAAAGAACUCACAGCGUCAUUAGACGAAUGCAAAAACAAAAGUCCGACCCCAAAGUUGAGUCCCGACGAUGUUGAUCCCAUCGCUGAAAUCGAAGAAUCCAUCAGAGACAGAACAAAUGCUUUCUGUGAGAUGGAAGCUUUUCUGCCGAGGAAGAACGGGCUGUACCUCUCUCUAGUUUUAGGAAACGUGAAUGUGACGCUCCUCAACAAACAGUCAAAAUUCGCCUACAAAGACGAAUAUGAGAAGUUUAAACUGGUCCUGACCGUCAUCCUCUUCGCGUUCUCCUUCACCUGUCGCUUUUUGUUCAGCUACAGAGCCCUGGACGCUCUGUUCAACUUCCUGCUGGUGUGGUACUUCUGCACGCUCACCAUCCGGGAGAGCAUCCUCAUCAACAACGGCUCCAGGAUUAAAGGUUGGUGGGUUUUCCAUCACUAUGUGUCGACCUUCCUGUCCGGAGUCAUGCUGACUUGGCCUGAUGGCGCCCUCUACCAGAUGUUUAGAAACCAGUUCCUGACAUACUGUCUUUACCAAAGUUUUGUCCAGUUCCUUCAGUGCUACUACCAGAGCGGCUGCUUGUACCGACUCAGAGCUCUGGGAGAAAGACACAACAUGGACCUCACAGUCGAGGGGUUCCAGUCGUGGAUGUGGAGAGGUUUGACCUUCCUCCUCCCCUUCCUGUUCUUAUGUCACUUCUGGCAGCUUUACAACAGCAUCACACUCUUCAAGAUGUCCCAGCUCCCGGAGUGUAAAGAGUGGCAGGUGGUGAUGUGCGGCUGCACUUACAUGGUACUCUUCAUGGGGAACUUCUUCACCACGCUGGGAGUGGUUUACCAGAAAUACAUGAACAACCAGGACAAGUCUAAGACCUUAUAAAACUGGAAUGAUCCGACACUGAGGCUCUAAUAUUGUCUUUAGAGCUCGAUGUGCAUUGUCUGUGUGGACCACGUACACGCACUGCUUCUCAACCAUAGACGUUAUUUAAGGCGUAAUACCAAAGAAAAGGGUUGUUUUUGUAGCUUUGUCAGUUUUGGUCAGAGGAAGUGUUACUGAUAAAUUAUAAGAUCCCUCCAAUAUUGAUUUUUGGGGGCCGACGUCAAUUUGAAUAUUAGGCAAUAAUAAUACAUUUCUGAUAACGAUAUAUCUGCUGAUGUAUUUUUUUAAAAUUGAAAAAUAGCAAUGUUCCGUAAGAUGUUGAUGUUUUGUUAUGACAAAUUAUUGUUUUAAAGAUUAAACUUUAUUAUAAAUAACUGUACAUUAAAAAACACACAUGCAACCAAAUAUAAGAGACUUGAGUUAAGAAAAUAAACAUAUUUUUUUACAUAAAUUGUAAAAACAUAUUGUCUUACACUGUAAACUAAAAGUUUACAUGUCAGCAACAAACAUACUGAUCUGUGAACAGCUCAUGUCAGUCGUAUGACUCAUAUAAGCUCAUAUUUGCAUCAUAUUUAUUUGGGGAAAGUUUGUGUCUCAGCAGCUGCUUUAA
This is a messenger RNA of Paralichthys olivaceus (Japanese flounder), 1773 nucleotides long. It is a transcript of the gene tmem120aa, whose product is annotated as transmembrane protein 120Aa. Gene Ontology annotation, cellular component: membrane. NCBI's taxonomy places the organism in Eukaryota, Metazoa, Chordata, Actinopteri, Pleuronectiformes, Paralichthyidae. Gene Ontology annotation, biological process: fat cell differentiation. The record is from RefSeq and is a predicted model, not a curated record.